Molecule: messenger RNA, 2372 nt
Organism: Girardinichthys multiradiatus
Lineage: Eukaryota; Metazoa; Chordata; Actinopteri; Cyprinodontiformes; Goodeidae
Product: arf-GAP with dual PH domain-containing protein 1
Exons: 11
Coding region: 314-1444 (376 amino acids)
Biological process (GO): positive regulation of GTPase activity
Cellular component (GO): intracellular membrane-bounded organelle; plasma membrane
Molecular function (GO): GTPase activator activity; phosphatidylinositol bisphosphate binding
Source: RefSeq, a predicted model, not a curated record
UCACUUCUAGAAGACGUUUCCAAGGAGGGAGAAGGUGGGCAGAGUAGGAGGUGGAGGAGGCUGUGGUGGUAUUCUAUAGGCUUGAUUAUUAUACACUCAGCGAGACAAGGUAACCGAGCAAUCAAAGAGCGCCUGAGACAGAGGCUUGUCAGCACGGAUCCUUCAGUCUCCCCCGCUCCUUUCUCUUCUCACCGCUCCAGCUCAGAUCGGAGGUGACAGGUGAUCUGCCGCUCGUUCUGUCUGGAACUCCAGCGGCGGAUGUUCUCGGACAGGCUUCAUCCCACCGCGGUGAGGCUGGACGGAUAAAGGCACCAUGGCGCUAGAAGCGGAGGGGAACAAGCUGCGGCUGCAAGACGUGCUGGCGAGACCUGGCAACGAAAUGUGCGCUGAUUGCGGUAAUCCAGAGCCAGACUGGGCGUCACUGACUCUGGGUGUGUUUGUUUGCCAGGCCUGCUCGCUCCUUCAUCGGAGCAUCCCUCACAUCAGCCGGGUCAAGUCUGUGCAGGACACGUGGGAUGAUGGCGAGGUGGAGUUGAUAGCUGUAAUGGGAAACAAUGCAGCCAAGGCCAAAUAUGAGCAGAAGGUCCCUGCUUUCUACUACAGACCAACACACACUGACUGCAAGCUGCUGAGGGAGCAAUGGAUCCGAGCCAAGUACGAACGAAAUGAAUUUGAGUUUAUCGAGAAGCAAGAGCCUUACUCUGCAGGGUACCGGGAAGGAUUUCUAUGGAAACGAGGGAGAGACAACGGCCAGUUCCUGAGUCGAAAGUUUGUCCUAUCAGAGAGGGAGGGAGCACUUAAGUACUUCAACAAGCAGGAUGCCAGAGAUCCCAAGGCAUUGAUGAAAAUUGAAACACUCAAUGCAACCUUCCAGCCAGCCAAGAUAGGAAAUCCCUGUGGCCUGCAGAUCACCUACCUGAAAGACAACAGCACAAGGAACAUCUUUGUCUACCACAGCGACGCUAAGGAGGUGGUCGACUGGUUCAACGCCAUCAGAGCGGCUCGGUUCCACUACCUGCAGGUGGCCUUCCCUGGAGCGGGUGAUGAGGAGCUGGUGCCCAAACUGACACGGAACUUUAUGAAAGAAGGCUUCAUGGAGAAAACUGGUCCAAAGCACACAGAAGGGUUUAAGAAGAGGUGGUUCACCAUGGAUGACCGACGGCUCAUGUACUUCAAAGACCCGCUGGAUGCCUAUGCUCGAGGUGAGGUGUUCAUCGGCAGCAAGGAGAACAGCUACACCGUCCUGGCCGGCUUGCCCCCAUCUACGCAGGGAAACCACUGGAACCAUGGCAUCACCAUCGUCACACCUGACAGGAAGUUCCUCUUUGCUUGCGAGACUGAAGCUGAGCAGCGCGACUGGAUCGCAGCUUUCCAGAGAGUCAUCAAUCGGCCGAUGAGGCCACAGGAAUACGCAGUGGAGGCCCAUUUUAAACACAAGCCUUGAAGCCUGCAGAGGGUCCAAAGUUAUCUGGACCAGCCCAGUCCGAGAGAUCAGAGACAGCCCCUGCACUGCACAACAAGAGGGGAGUCAUCGGGAUCUGAUCGGGGUUAGGAGGGGGUUUUUGAAAUGGGCCAAGAUUGGAGAAGAAGAGGAGAAAUCAGAAGAAGGACUUCAGUCUUUGUAAAGACGAUCAUUGGUAUGAUCUAAAAAGGAAGAGUAGACAUGAUGUCUUUUAAUAUUGCUCCUACCAACAUUGCGCUCUACAUUAUCAUACCAGACCCCACUCCCUCUUCCCUUCCUGCCCUCAGCCAUGUGGACCCCUCAUCUGCAUCAAGCUCCCCUUUCACCCUGGAUUUCAUCUUGUGAAUGGUUCUUUCUGCCUGUGAUCUAAAGUAAUUAUGUAAUCUAGAGUCAUGUCACUGGUUGCUUAAUGAAGACAAACACAUUGUUAAUUUAUUGAAUGUACAGUUUUUGACCACAGUGUCUUAACCAUGCGUGUGGAAUCAUCAUGUUUUCAUUGAGGACUCUGCGAGGUCGAACCUCUGGCGCUAAAACCCUGGUAAACCUGAAUUCUACUAAGUGCUGUUAACAACUACCAUGCCUACAAACAAAACUUGCACACAAACGCUCAGUGAACACCACCGCUGUUAACAACGCUGGAGCAGGCUGAUCUGCAUCCAGCCAGGGUUGUUUUAAAACCUCCACCUGACAGCCGAGCCCUUUUUUAUUUGUACUGUCAAACAUACCAAGUCAUUGUGGGAUGUUAAUUUUUGCUGCUUUCAUGGUUUGUAAUGUGAUGGGAUUGUAAUUUGUUGAACACUUCUACAACUGUUUAAAUUUUUUUUUUUAUUUUGUUUCAAAGGCACACUGCUGUGUUGACUCUUUCAUCAUUGUGGCAAAUAAAUUCUAAAAAUUCUAACAUGAAAACAGA